Messenger RNA from Annulohypoxylon truncatum, 1275 nucleotides. RefSeq lists its product as uncharacterized. NCBI's taxonomy places the organism in Eukaryota, Fungi, Ascomycota, Sordariomycetes, Xylariales, Hypoxylaceae. Bases 626 to 1099 code for a protein of 157 amino acids. The record is from RefSeq and is a predicted model, not a curated record. The transcript is spliced from 3 exons.
GGAUGGCGGUUCUGCUGUUUCGCGCAUCUGACUUCGCAAGCAUGAAAGAGCAAGAGGAUUGUUUUCAGCAUUGGCGGGGAGUACAGCUAGGGCUUCAUACUGUCGGUGUAAUGUGAGUCAGACUUGACGGGGUUGAUUAGCCGUGGCAUUCUGUAAGUCAUCGGCGAGUGUACUGGUGAAUUCUACUCAGAGUGUUAAGAAGAGGCUAAGAGUUCUGAGAGCUGACUGCCGUAUAUAGGCGGGCUAAAAUGAAGAUGUCGUAAACUAUCCCGCGUCUGUCUUGUACUUGUUACAUUUAGCUCCGUCAAUUCGCCUAUAUAGCUAAGUGGUAUACGUAAUGAGAGGUUCUUAUUAUUUAGAUAUGUCCUUAGAUGAGCCGGAUAGGGAUGGGCUUAACGCCGUCAAGGACGGACAUGUGCUUCCGUAUUUUGCCUAUUUUGUCAACUUGGCUUCAUAUUAUUCGUCCCCCUUAAUGCCUCCUCCCCGUCCUAAAUUUGACAUUUUAUCAAGCGAGGCAUAUAGCGUUGUAUCAAGUUGGAAUAGAGUUGAGCCGUAUAGAUGAACUAGUGGCAUAACAAACUCACAGCCUACCUGAUAUUGCCAAACUCGAGACUAAACGACAGUCAUGCUCUCAUCCCUCGCUAACCGCUUUUUCUUGCUCGCAGCGGCGACGAUCCCGGCGGCGGUAGCAAAACCCGAACAGAUCCGCGCCGUAUCGUCGCCCAUCUUCCACUACUAUUUACAAACCUAUCCCGAGGAUCCAACGAUCCCGGUAAUGGGCCCCGAAGCCAGCAGCGAGUACUUCGAGAUCGGCUCCACGAUCCAGAACGCGAACACGUCGGCGUACCUCAACAUCGGCGACGACGCGACGUCCUACAAGACGCUGACGUUCGCGGACGCGAGCUCGACGGACGCCUGGGCGCUCGAGGGCGACACGAUCAUCACCGCGACGGGGAGCAGCUUCGGGCGCCAGCUCAACUUCCUAGUGUGCCAGCUGAGCGGCAGCUACUGGCAGGUUUACUUACAGACGGGGAGCGAGACGCCGAGUGGGAAGACUUGUAGUAACUAUCAGAGUCUGCAUCUGCCUUGUUUAUGCUGAGGUGGGAUUAGGGAUGUUAGGGCGUUGGGGGUCGUGGGGGUUCGGGUUAUUAUGUCGGUAGUGAGCUUCGUUGUGUGAUAAGAUGAGAACAUGGAAAUUUACAGAUUUCGGUGAAACUUAAUCACUGUUUGUUGCGCCCCAGAACAUAAGAGGCUGCUGUAUUACAACAUCAUCGG